AUGGGCGCUGACGAUGGUCCGAUCAGUGCGGAACAAGUCGACAUUCGACUCCAGCCACUCAACAAGUCCGGAGCUCACGCCGAUGGAGCAGAAGGAGCUGAUGAGGAGAUUGGAGACCAGAUCCAGCUUCGUGUCUACAAGCAACGAUGGAUUGUUCUUCUGACGGUGGCCCUUCUGAACAACACCAACACAAUGUCUUGGAUCGGAUACGCGCCGUCUGGAAACUACGUCAACAGCUUCUACGGAGAAAGCAGUGCUGCUUGGCUCUCCAUGAUCUACAUGUUGUGCACAAUCCCAGUUGGACUCUUCGCCAUGUGGGCCGGUCGUGAAUGGGGUCUUCGUACUGCCAUUCUCAUUGCUGGAUGGACCAACGGAAUCGGAGCAGUCAUUCGAGUGAUCUCGUCUCUCGACUUUGUCCCAGAGGACCUUCGCUUCCCAAUCUGUAUGACUGGACAAGGAAUCGCCGCCAUCGCCUAUCCAUUCAUCAUGUUCUUGCCGACCAAGGUCGCCGGAUCCUGGUUCCCAGACACUCAACGUGCCAUCGCCACCACCAUUGGAGUCAUGUCCAACCCACUUGGAGUACUCAUGGCUAACCUGAUCAGUCCAGCUAUUGUCAAGUCCCCGGACCACGUCAUCUGGCUCAACAUCUUCACAUGUGUGCCAUCCCUAGCUGCUAUGCUCAUUGCUACACCAAAGAUCCCACCAACGUUCAGUGCUAGCAAGCCACAAAUGGACUUUGUAUCUGGAAUGAAGUCGUGCUUCUCUUCCAAGCAAUACAUUAUCCUUCUCAUUGUCAUGGGUGGUGGAAUCGGAAUGUUCAACUGCCUCUACACCGUUAUGCUUGAACUUUUGUGCCCAUCGGGAUACUCGAACUUCUUCUCCGGAGUGUGCGCCGCGUUGAUGAUUGUCGGAGGAGUGUUCGGAGCAGCUGCUAGUGGAUUUUUUGUCGACCGAACCAAACUCUACGAGGAGACCCUCAAGAUUGCUCUUGGAGCCGCCGUCAUCUUCGGACUCAUCUUCCUCCAGCUCACUCUUCAUCAAGGACUUUCAGUUUUCCUGGCUAUCACUUGCCUCUUCUUCGGAGUUCUCGGGUUGGCCACCUACCCAAUUGGACUUGAAUUGGCUUCGGAGUGCACGUUCCCAGUGUCGGAGGCUACAUCUACCGGACUCAUCGUGUUGUCUGGACAAAUCCAGAGUGUGAUCUACGUCUUCAUCAUGAAGAACUUUGCUCGCCCACUUCAACCAGAUCGCAUGCACAUCCAGGUCUGCCAGCUCACUCCAGAUGACACCGUCAACACACCAAAGGAUAACACCAUGUCGAUCAUGAUCUUCUCUCUGCUGGCCACUCUUCUCGUCCUUGCCCUUGUCGUGCUCUUCAAACCAGUCUACAAGCGUCUGGAAGCAGAACGUGGAAACCGUGCAACGGCUGACAAGGCCAAGGAACUGUCAAACCAGAACAAGGACCGUAUCACUCUUCAAGCCGAGAGCGCUGUCCAGCCUCUUCAGGAGAAGUAA
Caenorhabditis briggsae is the source of this 1515-nucleotide messenger RNA. The record is from RefSeq and is a predicted model, not a curated record. Bases 1 to 1515 code for a protein of 504 amino acids. Gene Ontology annotation, molecular function: transmembrane transporter activity. Gene Ontology annotation, biological process: transmembrane transport. Lineage: Eukaryota; Metazoa; Nematoda; Chromadorea; Rhabditida; Rhabditidae. The transcript is spliced from 5 exons. Gene Ontology annotation, cellular component: membrane.